UCUCCGAAGCGGAGUUGGUUAGUAGUGAUGGCGGAGAAUCUGUGAGCGUUGGCGAAGCUUAUCUCGGGUCGGCUUGGCUGUGUAUUAGUUUGGCAGAUACCGUAAUGAGAAUCAACGGGGGCUAAAAGCGACCCGUCCUGACCAUCCCAUCUUUCCGGCCACUUUGCCGUCACGCCACCUCAAUCGCUUCGGGGGGUUGUUCCUUGCUGCACUCUCCAGAGUAUCCCAUCGAGUCAGUGCCAUACUCACGAGCCACCAUCAUGGCGGCUAAAUUGAUCGAUCGGCGCUUCCAUAACAUCCCAGGCAGGCUUCGGGUGGCUGAGCUGUUCUUCGAUGUCCCUCUCAAUUACAGCAAGCCCACCGAUGGCACUCUGAGACUUUUCGCCCGGAGUGUUCGUCGUCUGAUUACCCCGGCCGAGCCCCAUGAGGGCAUCAAGGAUGACAAGCAGCUACCCUACCUAGUGUACUUGCAGGGUGGUCCCGGCAUGGGAUGUCGCCCCCCGCAAGAGUAUGGCUGGAUUGGAUCAGUCCUUGACAAAGGAUAUCAGGUCUUGUUCCUCGACCAACGUGGCACGGGCCUCAGCUCGACCAUCACAGCAGGCACGCUUGCCCGCCAAGGCAAUGCUAUCAAACAAGCAGAGUAUAUGAAGAACUUCCGCGCUGACAGCAUCGUACGCGAUUGUGAGGCUGUUCGUCGCUGCCUCAUGACGGAUUACCCCGAGGACAAGCGGAAAUGGAGCAUCAUCGGCCAGAGCUUUGGAGGGUUCUGCGCUGUGACCUACCUUUCCUUGUUCCCGGAAGGGUUGGCCGAGGCCUUCAUGUGUGGCGGACUUCCUCCCCUUGUUGACAAUCCUGACCCCGUUUAUGCACGGACAUACGAAAAGGUCCUCGAAAGAAACAAGGCAUACUAUGCCAAGUUCCCCAAAGACGUCGAACGCGUCAAGCAGAUUGUCCAGUAUCUGAGCGACAACCAAGUUGCUCUGCCAACUGGAACUCUAACCCCGGAGCGAUUCCAGCAACUGGGCAUCUUGUUCGGCAUGCACGGUGGUCUGGACAGCAUCCAUGAUCUCGUGCUCCGCGCCUGGAGCGACCUGGAUAUCUUCGGCUUCCUCACCCAUCCCACUUUGACCUCAAUUGACAGUUUCGGUGGCAUGGACAACAACGUCAUCUACGCCAUUCUGCACGAGGCUAUCUACUGCCAGGGAAAACCCUCAAACUGGUCCGCAGAUAGAUACCGCAAAUCCAACCCCGAAUUCCACAUCGACACCUCCAAGCCCGAGAUCCUCUUCACUGGUGAAAUGGUCUACAAAGACAUGUUCGAGUCCUAUACAGAGCUCGCCCAGAUCAGAGACGCAGCGGAAAUUCUUGCAGCGACUGAAGACUGGCCCGCGCUUUACGACGAAGCCCAACUGGCGAAGAACGAAGUCCCUGUUUACGCGGCCACGUACAUUGACGAUAUGUAUGUGCACUAUGAUCAUGCGCAGAACACCGCGGCCAAGAUCAAGGGCAUCAAGCAGUUCAUUACGAAUGCCAUGUAUCAUAAUGCGAUUCGGAGCAAGUCGGAUGAGCUUAUUCAGCAGCUGUUUGCUUUGAGGGAGGACACCAUUGACUAAGUGGUCAUGGUCAUGGUCAUGGUCGGGCUGGGAUUACUAGAGUGGUAGUGAGAUUACGUAUAGAUGAUUGAUGUCAAUGUAUUAACGGGGUUGUGGUGGAUUCAUGUCGUGAUAAUGAUUGCAUGCUCUCCAACCUAUGUCAACAGUCAUUAGACUAUUGUGUCUUUAACCAGAGCGCAAUUCCAAG
This is a messenger RNA of Aspergillus sclerotioniger CBS 115572, 1800 nucleotides long. Its product is annotated as proline iminopeptidase. The transcript has 9 exons. Bases 261 to 1613 code for a protein of 450 amino acids. NCBI's taxonomy places the organism in Eukaryota, Fungi, Ascomycota, Eurotiomycetes, Eurotiales, Aspergillaceae. Gene Ontology annotation, molecular function: peptidase activity. The record is from RefSeq and is a predicted model, not a curated record. Gene Ontology annotation, biological process: proteolysis.